AGAUUUAGAAAAUGGUCGAAACAGGGCCAGUCCUCGAAUGAUGCUAGUUCCUCGCCUGGUCUGCAGCUGGAAACCACACCCAACCAACAGGACAUGGGGGUUUUGACAGAGGAGGAAAGGGAGAAUGAGCAACGGGGGCUGGCGUUGAGGGAGGGAACUGGGAACUCAGCCAUUGAAGGCUCUGGGAGCGGUGAGGAGAUGAGAGUGGCGAGCACCCAUCAGCCACAACUCACGUGGGCAGACCGUCUCAAAACCCCUCAGAAAGGUCAGGUCCUCACAAUUCAACGGGGUCAAGGAAGCCCGCGGUCGGGGAAGCUUGAGGUCUCCCUCGAAGGGCUGCCACCCGCCCGGGCCUUCUUCCUGGGGAAAUUCUUGCUCCCAUCAGAAACAAGAGUGGUUAACCACGGGGGCAGACAGACCAUGGUGAAGGCGUAUCCCAACCAUGGGAUAGCGGGUAGGGAUGAAAUCUACACGAGACACGCGAACAACUGGGUCUUUCAUGACGACGCGGCCUUCAAGACGACAAAUGACAAGGUCAGAUGGAUCGGCCGCCGCCUCGAAAUCCUGAAAGAGAGUGCGGACCUGGCCCGUGAUCAGUUUCUGAUCCAACCUGUCACAAGCACCCUGUUCACAGUCCUCUCCAUGUACGAAUCAGAUAAGCAAAAGAUUGACGGCUGGAAACGUCUUUGCUGCGAGCGCUCAGAAGUUCGGAUUCACCCGUGGAUGCCGCAGAGAAGACCGGGACCGGAGGAAAGGAGGGCACAACUGAUGCAGGAUUUCCAUUGGGUGGAGUUUCGCCACAUCCCGGUGGAAAUCCAGGCGGCUUUCGUAUACGACUUUGGUCUGUUAUACGAUAUUGUCGCCUUUAUCGACCCCCUCCCUUCCUACGUGGCGAAAAGGGACAACUAUUUGAUGUUGGCCCUCGACUUCCCCCAGGGCCAACCUUUCUCCCUGGACGAUGUGAUCCCUUAUCGGGUGGGGGGAAAGGAGUACCUCAUUCACACAGCUCACAAGCUGCGGCCCUGGUGUCACAAGUGCAGAGCCUAUGGCCACUUAUGCACCGAUUACAACUGCCCGAUGCAACAACAGAAAAGGGCGCGAGCAACCGGGAGACUGCUCAGAGACCCAUUCAAAGUGACCCACUGGCGCACGGUGGACCCGGGACAUGAGGGAUGGGUGUUUGUAGAAGAACCGACGAAGGAGGGUCCUCCGGUAGGAUGGAUAUGGGAGAAAUAUGGGGAACCAGAUUGGGGGACAUGCCCGCCGGACGCACGGGUUCCUCCGGCCCCAGUGGAAAAAAUGUGCAAGCAAGAGCAAAGAGGAGAUCUGCUCCCCCAGAAGCACACCCAGGAAGAACUGGAGUGGAAGAGUGUGGGAAAGAAAAAGGGGAAAGGGACCUGGGUUCAAAAGCAGCAAACGGGAUCAGAACAGGGGCCCUCAGACAAAGGAAAACAGGCCUCCCUUGCUGCUACCCCGGGCCCUUCGGCAGAGAGAUACCUCCACGAUGCCGCCUCCCCACCGCUAGGGGGGAUUGCCAAGGAGCUGCUGGAGAAAACUGACGCAACAGAAACCACGCGCAACCGGACAAGAAGGAAUGCGGGAGGGGAACGGCUGCAGGCGUCGGCGGAGUUGAGGGGAGGAGAGGAGGCACAAAUGGCGGAUGGCUCCCUUAUGCAGCAGGUGUCAGAGUGCCCUGGGGGCUUGACGGUAGGACGAUUGGAAAGGAAACAGGGGGGAGAACAGACGGGAGGGGGUAAGGAGAGGGGGUGUAGGCCCGGGGAAGGACAGGAGGAGGUUGAACGGAUGGAGGUGGAGGAAGGGGACAAAGGAGGUGAGGGAGGGGGACGCCGGUUGGGGGAAGGGCAGGAGAAUGGCGAACAGAUGGAGGUGGAGAGAGGGGAUAGACAAAACCAACAGAAGAACCCAGACCCCUUCCAGGCUGCUUUUGCUCCCGAACCUAUGGAGGUGGACCCACUCCCGGAAAACACAGCCGCUGCACCCGGGGGGCUGGAUGAGGAAGGGGCCCCGCCAUCGCACCUCCCUCCGGAGCAGAAACUGGUCGCAAUUGCAGACUGGUUGGUGGCUAACCUAAAGGCUAAAUAUGGGCCCCUUACGGACGAUUUCUGAGAUAAAACAUACCUGGAUUU
Messenger RNA from Chara braunii, 2147 nucleotides. The record is from the annotation of a GenBank genome assembly. NCBI's taxonomy places the organism in Eukaryota, Viridiplantae, Streptophyta, Charophyceae, Charales, Characeae.